This is a messenger RNA of Thrips palmi, 548 nucleotides long. RefSeq lists its product as uncharacterized. Gene Ontology annotation, biological process: sodium ion transport. The coding region runs from base 45 to 548 and encodes 167 amino acids. Gene Ontology annotation, molecular function: sodium channel activity. NCBI's taxonomy places the organism in Eukaryota, Metazoa, Arthropoda, Insecta, Thysanoptera, Thripidae. Gene Ontology annotation, cellular component: membrane. The record is from RefSeq and is a predicted model, not a curated record. The transcript is spliced from 4 exons.
GCAAGAUCGACCACAUCAUCCGGGUGUGCCAUUGCGCGCCCUACAUGUACACCCAGGUCGGCGUCGUGCCCCCGUGUGACACCAGUCAGCUGGCUUGUCUACAGGACGUCCACGCGACGCGGCUGCUCCUGCCGCCGCUGGGCUUCCCGGACGACGGGCUCACCCGGCGGGGCAUCAACUGCUCGCACUGCAUCGCGGCGUGCGACUUCGUCUCCUUCGACUCGCACAUCACGACGGUGCAGGGCGCGCCGGGCGUGUCGCGCGCCGGCUCCCUGGACAUCUUCAUGGACGCGCGCCGGCCCGCCACCAAGCACCUCGUGACGCGCGACUACAGCCUGCACCGCCGGCUCACGAUCAUAGGAGGCAUCGGCGGGCUGUGCCUGGGCAUGUCUAGCGUGAGCGUGGUGGAGCUGGUGCACUGCCUGGCCAAGGCGCUGGCGGUGCUGGCCGCGCACGCCUGGCGGCUGUGUCGUCGUCGGCGCGAGCGGCGCCACGUCGUCGCCAGCCUUCUCGUGCUGCCCCGCCCGCCCUCCGGCGCGCCCGCCUGA